Alternaria ventricosa is the source of this 936-nucleotide messenger RNA. RefSeq lists its product as uncharacterized. The record is from RefSeq and is a predicted model, not a curated record. The coding region runs from base 1 to 936 and encodes 311 amino acids. Gene Ontology annotation, molecular function: zinc ion binding; peptide binding; metalloaminopeptidase activity. Gene Ontology annotation, cellular component: cytoplasm. Gene Ontology annotation, biological process: proteolysis; peptide catabolic process. NCBI's taxonomy places the organism in Eukaryota, Fungi, Ascomycota, Dothideomycetes, Pleosporales, Pleosporaceae. The transcript has 2 exons.
AUGGCUUCAGAUCGCGAUGUCCUCCCCGCAUGGGCCAAACCCUCGCACUACGCCCUCUCCCUCCACGACCUCGAAUUCGGCGGCAAGUUUGGCUACAAGGGUACCGUCAACAUCACCACCAAAAUCACAAAGGACGAUGGCUUCAGCACCCUCGUCCUCAACGCGCAUCAGCUCAAGCUGCAAACCGCCGAGCUGAAGGCUGGCGACAAGACACUGUCAGCAAAGGACAUCUCAUACGAUGAGAAGAGGCAACAGGUCACACUCGACUUUGGCGAGAAGAUCAGCUACUCUGGCGAGGCUCAGCUGGAGAUCAGGUUCGAGGGCUUUGUCAACAACAUCAUGGCCGGCUUCUACCGCUCCAAGUACAAGCCCAAGGGCGACGUCCCCGCCUCCGUCGCAAAGGAUGACGAGUUCCACUACAUGUUCAGCACCCAAUUCGAGGCCUGCGACGCCCGCCGCGCCUUCCCCUGCUUCGACGAGCCCAACCUGAAGGCUACCUUCGAUGUCGAGCUCGAAGUGCCCAAGGACCAGGUCGCCCUCAGCAACAUGCCCGAGAAAGAGAUCAAGCCCAGCAAGCGGGACGGCUUCCACACUGUCGUCUUCGAGCGAUCGCCCAUCAUGUCCACAUACCUGCUGGCGUGGGCGAUUGGUGACUUUGAGUACGUCGAGGCUUUCACCGAGCGCAAGUACAACGGAAAGAACAUUCCCGUCAGGGUCUACACCACUCGUGGUCUGAAGGAGCAGGGUCGUUUCGCCCUGGACAACUGCCACAAAAUUGUCGACUACUUCUCCGAGGUCUUCCAGAUCGACUACCCUCUUCCCAAGGUCGAUCUGCUGGCUGUUCACGAGUUCUCGCACGGAGCUAUGGAGAACUGGGGUCUCAUUACCUACAGGUGCGUCGAGUCCUUGAACAAGCUGGACUUCAUGUUAACGUAA